AUGGAUUCAACGACGCAGCCCUCCCACAAGAACAUGGGAACCUGGAUAAGCGUGAACACGGCUUGGUGCGUGUUGGUUCAUUUGUAUUCAGACUGUGACCAGGUCUGUUUCGGUUACAGGAGCACCAACAAUGGCGAACUAUCGGCAAGCUCUGUCAUAUCCUACCUUAUUCACAAAGAAGACACGCUGAAAAAAAUUGCCAUCGAGUUGCAACAUCUGGAGGCAAGACAGGAUGUUUCUGCUUCACUGCCAAGCUCUUGGAACACGGCGACACGGUUUGCUAAAAAACACGGCAAUCGAGUUGACGAGAAGGACGACAUUGCCGAAUUACUGCCUUUAGGUGUGGACCUUGUUCUUGAUGUCAUUGAAAACCAGGAUGGAACUAUCAGCAAAUACAAAAUGAUAUAUCGACUAUCCUUCAUGUCAGACAACGAGGCUCAAAACGUCGCAGCGACACUCAAGUAUCUAAUUGCUCUUUUCCACACCAAUCCCAACCAAAAAAUUGCCAAUCUUGGACCAAGCGACAGAGACAUCAAACAAAUCAUGUCAUGGUAUCCUCAUUCCGGGCUCAAACAAAACGCCCGCUUAAUCCAAGAUGUCUUUUCGGAACAAGUUUACAGUCAGCCGAACUCAAUGGCUAUUGACGCAUGGGACGGCCAGAUGACGUAUGCGGAGCUCGAUGAGGCCUCGGACAAACUCAAAGUGAAGCUUCACCAAGAGGGCCUCACCAAGGGCACGGGUGUGAUCCUAUGCUUUGAAAAGUCCACGUGGAUGGCUGUCGCGAUGCUGGCCGUUUUAAAGGCAGGGGGUUUCUGUUCGAAUAUAGAUCCAGGUUACCCCAAAAAUCGUGUCGUACAGAUCAUCAAAGCAACAGAUGCCAAGUUUCUGUUGGUUUCCAAAGCGCAAGUGGAAACAUUUAAGGGUUACGAGAUACGGCAGUCCCGCGUAAUUCAGGUACCGAGCAACGGACAACCUCAAAAUAGCCAUGAUUGUCAUGGCGCGCUCAACGACAGCCAGCAACAAGAAAGAGCCAAUCCAGAGACCACAGCAUUUGUCGUUUUCACCUCCGGCAGCACGGGGGUACCGAAGGGUAUUGCCGUCACGCAUACCAAUGUUUGCACUGCUGCUUCGGCACUAGGGGAUGCGUUUAGUGUUGGCAGUUCCACCCGCACACUCCAGUUUGCUGCACACUCUUGGGAUGUGAGUGUGCAAGACUACAUGGGAUCAUUACUGCGAGGUGCAACCGUGUGCAUCCCCUCUGAUGAAGAGCGGUGGAACGACUUGGAGGGUUAUAUUGCAAGAGCAGAAGUGAAUUGGGCACAUUUGACACCCACUGUUGCGCGGACGUUGCGCCCUAUAGUAAUUAGCAAACACCUACGAACUCUCCUCUUGGUUGGCGAGCCAAUGAGUGACGCCGAUAUUGCCGGUUGGAUCGAAGCUGGAACCAUUACAUUCAAUGUCUACGGGUGUACUGAAGCCACAUGGGUACAAGUCUCUACGCCCAAGCAAGGCGCCAAAGUCGGUCGCGGCCAUGUUAGCGGCUAUGGAAUCAACACGAACGUUUGGAUAGUUCGCAAAGGAGGCACGGUAAUCAGUCCGGUUGGUUGCACAGGCGAGAUAUGGCUUGAAGGCCCCAUGGUUACUAAGGGUUACACUAAUGUCGACCCAAUGAUUGCAUCGGAGAGCUUCCCCGAGAGCCCAGAAUGGGCAGAGAACUCUCAACUUGGUCAAAUCAGCAGCGGAUAUAGAUAUUAUAGAACGGGCGAUCUUGGCCGCUUCUGUGCCGAUGGAGCCCUUGAGGUAAUGGGGCGUACCGAUACUCAGGCAAAGCUUGGAGGCCAAAGGCUCGAGCUCUCUGAAGUGGAACAUUAUCUGAGAGAAGCUUCACCUUUUCAAGCUGUUUCAGCAUUCAUACCCAAGGCUGGGUCAUUUUCUGGAAGGUUGGUCGCUGUUUUGGGUGAUCUAUCCCUAGGAACAAGUACCGAGGGCCAUCAACAUUUGCUGCCUGUCCAGAAAGUGUUGGGAUCAGAGCUUGAGCGCUGCUCUUCAUCUAUUACAGCAGAAAUCACCCGGAGACUACGCGAAGUCCUUCCAAAUUUUAUGAUACCUGUGGUAUGGCUGCGAAUUUCUCAAUUUCCCAUAACAGCUUCCGGGAAGUUGGCACGUUCGCAGGUAUUGUCCAAGGUGGAGGCCAUGAGCGGUUGGGCAAAGGACUCUGUCCAAGAUGCACAGUUAAUUAGACAAAGGUCAGACAAAUUACUGGAGACCGCGUCUGAUGGUCCGAUUCGUAAAGAACAAGACUUUUUGCAGAACGUCUGCGCUACUAUCUUAGACAUGGAGCCGGGCGACGUUGACCUCGACAAAUCAUUCGUAUGGCUCGGAGGUGACUCUAUCAAAGCAAUGCAGGUUGUGGCCCGUUACCGAGCGGUAGAAAAACGCAUCACCGUCCACAAUCUACUCACCAGCCAACGCCUAUGUGAAGUAGCCAGCAAGGUUCGAGAGCUGCAUGACGCAACAAACGACAGAAAGGACGAAAAAGGGAUGAAUCAUGGGACCGAAGAGUUACAAGAAAUCCAACACAUUAGAAGAACAACACGACAGCAUAUCCAGGACCUAGGCAAAAAGUUGCUAGCUCUGCCAACAGUAACCCGUCUAGAGGAGGUGGAAGAUGUGUUCCCACUAUCUCCAAUGCAGGAAUCUCUGGCGCUGAGUCUUGCUCGAAUAGGAGGCCGGUUUUAUAUGGAUGAAUUUGUCUGGGAGGUUAGGACAAUGAAUGGCGACCGAAUCGACGUAGAUCGUCUUGAACGUGCCUGGAAGGCAGUCGUGGCACGUCACCAGGCACUUCGAACGGUAUUUGUCGAGGCUGAUGCAGAAGCGACCGCUUUUGAUGAAACGACAACAGAAACAAGUAUGCCGUUAUAUCAGGUAGUACUGAGUCAGAAUUUGGCAAGCUGCAAUCGAGUACAAGCUGCAAGUGGCGAAGAUUCACAACGCGUUGCGCGGAAAUACCCUCGCAUGGUCGACACUUUAAGCCAUCAUCAAAUCAUUCACGGAGGACUGCCUACACACAGCAUGCUGAUGGUCUAUAAUAAUGCAGCAGACGAUGAAGAAUGCCGCAGCAAAAUAUGGUGCAGGCUCGAGGUAAGCCAUUUGGUAGAAGAUGGCAUGUCUAUCUUGCCGAUGCUCCGCGACUUUUCCCUCGCAUAUCGAAACACUGAGGGGCUUGGUAUUGGAAAGUUGACUGUUGGUGCCGAAUUUAUACGGCAUAUUCGUACCCGGCACAGGCGUGAUGCCAGCCUGUCUUACUGGGGCUCGUACUUGAAGGGCGCGGAACCGUGUCUCUUUCCCAGUCUCAUCGACUCGCGCUUGAGUUCAGUUUCCGAGACGGGAGUUGUAAUGCCAUCAGAUGUAGGGCUCUAUGAGCAACGUACGAUUCUAGUUGCGCUCGACGAGAAGACGAAUGGGUUGCAACAGGCGGUAGCACGUCUGGACAUCACAUUGCCCACCUUUUUUCAGCUGGUCUGGGCAAUGGUCCUUCACGUGUAUACUGGCAAAAGCGAGGUGGUCCUCGGUAACAUCGGGUCUGGACGUGACACUCCGAUAAAGGGUAUUGAGGAGGCCUUUGGCUGCUUCAUGGGCAUUCUGGUCUGUCGUGUGGACUUCGGCUAUAAUGACAACGUCGAGGUGGAUGAGCUUGAUCAGCCUCAUCACCCGACACUUCUGAACAUCAUGAAGCGAAUUCAGCGUGAAACGAUCGACGGAAGCAACAACCAGUCAUGCUCCCUUUCCGAAAUGCAACAAGCUGCUGGCUUGUUCCGCGAUAGGUCCUCCAGGGUGCCGUUAUUCAAUUCUGGCAUUUCAUGCCGGCCCCUCGUUACGGAGGAUGAGCAGGAGGGCUUUACGUUGAGGUUCAACCAAGUCGAAAAUAUCGAACUAUCAGAGAUGGACCUGGCUUUGAUCAUAGAGACUGGGAGAAAUGUGACGCGUGUUCACAUUCAAUACCAAACAUCGUUUAUGAGCGACGCAGCAGCGGUCAAUCUCGCAGAGACCGUUAGCUACCUAGCUACGGAAAUAUUACGCAAUCCCCAUAUGUGUGCCCGCGAUGUGGCCAAACUGAGCCCUCACGACCAUGCACAAAUUUGGGAUUGGAACAAGGACUGCCUAGAACCUGUUGAAAAGGUAACGCAUUCUUUUGUCGAAGAGAGGAUGCGGGCCAGCCCGGAGCGCCAGGCCGUGUGUAGCUGGGAUGGCAACAUGACCUACGGUGAGCUGGAUCAAGCAACCCGGCGCACUGCCCAAUACCUUAUGGAAUCAUGCCACGUGGUGCCAGACAGCAUUGUUCCUAUCUGUUCUGAAAAGUCGAUUUGGGCUAUCGUAGCCAUGCUCGGCGUCAUGAGGGCUGGUGGGUGCUUCGUGAUGUUGGACCCUGAUCAUCCGGACUCUAGGCUACUUUCCAUAAUUGAACAGGUUCGCCCACACGUUAUGCUGUCUUCUGCUAAGCAGAGAGAUCGCCUGGAAAGCUUGGCGACACAGCUGUUGAAUCCUGCACCAGGAAAACAAAACGCUACGUUCAUACAAGUGCAAGCCGUCACAGAUGCUUGGGUCAAUCGAGAGCUAUCUCGACGUCUAGCUUCGGACGAACCUAACACGGAAGGUACAUUAUGCUGCGAUGUUCAACCUCAACACGCUAUGUACCUACAGUUCACAUCAGGUACAACUGGGUUACCGAAAGGCAUUGUCAUCUCGCACCGUAAUUUCUCUACGGGCUUCCAGCGCCACUGUGAGGGUAUUGAAGUACGGGCCCACACAAGAGCUCUGCAGUUCUCAUCUUACAGCUUCGAUGCGAGCAUUGGUGAGAUUCUCGCACCGCUAUCAGUGGGUGGAUGCGUCUGCAGUCCCUCAGACGAGGAUCGUAACAUGGACAUCGUUGCCUUCAUCAAACGGACGCAGACGAACUGGGCGGAAUGGACGCCGUCCUUCGUCUCACUGCUCGACCCCGAGGACGUGCCUAGCCUAAAAGAUAUGUGUGUGGCUGGUGAGUCGCUGUCGGCGUCCCUCGUUAACAGAUGGUCGGACCGUGUCAGACUUAUCAACGUUUAUGGGCCAAGCGAAUGCAGCAUGGCCUCGACAAUGAACAACCCAGUGAGGCUGGACUCUCUUCCUUCCAAUAUUGGUCGAGCCCACCGCUGUGUUACAUGGAUUGUUGAUGAAAAUGACCACGAGCGUCUACGGCCAAUCGGAGCCACAGGCGAGCUGUUGAUCGAGGGCCCGCUCGUAGCAGAUCGCGGCUAUCUGGAUCGUCCUGAUGCAACAAGCCAAGUCUUCAUUGAGGCACCAUCGUGGCUACGCGCUGGACGUUAUGCCCGUCCAGGCUCUCGUUUGUACAAGACUGGCGAUCUGGUGCGAUAUAGCUCGGACGGAACUAUCAACUAUAUUGGCAGGAAGGAUACGCAGCUAAAGAUCCAUGGACAACGAGUUGAGCUCGGCGAUAUUGAACAACACCUUCGCUUCUCCAUAGGUCAAAUCUUGAAGAAGGCCUCACCUCCUGUUGCCGUAGAGCUGCUUAAGAAGACUCCAAAAGACACUGGCAUGUUGGCAGCCUUCAUUGUUGUAGGCGACACAGGCGCAGACGAAGAGGCCGAGGGUGAUGUGCGCAAUCAUCAAGACACAAAAAAUGGUGCUCAAAACAGAGGGGAUCAGAAUGAAAGCAAAGUUUUAACUGCUUCAGAUUCUGAGACUCUAUCCAAAUUCCGAUCUUUGGUUGAGCGGAUCCGAAAAUCACCACUGCCGUUGCCGUCCUACAUGAGACCAAGGAUCUUUGUACCGCUCAAGACCCUACCAAUCACUACAGCCGGCAAACUGGACCGCCGUGCUCUUCACCAAAUCGCGUCCACUAUGGGCCGUCAGAACCUCCUUUCAUUUUCACUACAAGAUGAUAAAAAUGGCAGUAACGGAAUCCAUUCUACGACUGAAUUGAAAGACUCACAAGACUCCGAGUCUUGGAUCGAAGUCACCGUAUCUGGCAUCGUCUCAGAGUUGCUUGAAUUGGACGCAGUCAACAUCCAGGAUGACUUUUUUGAUCUAGGCGGCAACUCAUUGUUAGCCAUCAGACUAAGUGGCAUAAUACGCAGACACAACCUCAUUCUAAGCGUUGCAGAUAUUUUUGAAAAGCCUCGCCUUGUCGACAUGGUCUCGAGAAUUACUUCCCGAACAGCGGUGUCGCCUACCCUCAGCAAGAAUACCUUCAACACAGAUCACAGUAACCUACUGCACUCGGAGAACCAAAGAGUGCUUCUGACGCCGUCCCAACUGCUCCGUGAUAGUGGCAUUGUCUCGGACACAUUCUCCCUCGACAAGUUUAUAGAGGGCGUUGCUAACGAGUGUGGCAUGGCAGUUGGUGAGGUCGACGACGUAUUCCCUUGUACGCCACUACAAGAAAGUCUGAUGGCUAUCUCGACUGUCAGAACAACUAACCCACAGCCUUACGUCACCCACCAGGUCUUUUCCCUUUCUGAUCAAGUCGAUAUGGCACGCCUGGCAGAAGCUUGGCAUACCAUUCUGUGCAAACAUGGUUUGUUACGCAGCCGAAUCGUCUCCACGCCUCAGGGAGGAGUGAUGGUAAUGGCUAAGGAACCUGCCUUGUCACAGUGUACUACUCAUAAUUACACCGAGGCCAUGGAUCAGUAUCUAGAUCAACAUCAGAAACAGAUACGCUUUGAGUAUGGCAGUCCACUAAUACGUAUUGACUUCGUAUCUUGCUCUGAGGCUGAAACUGCAACUAAACCUGAGCCUGAUAAUGAGCAUCACAUGAACGGUUUGGCUAAAGAUGCCAGCCGCAGAUAUGCAAUAUUCAGUGCUCACCAUUCGAUCUACGACGGAUGGUCUCUUCAACUGAUAUGGGACGAGGUGGUAUCAGCUUACAGGCAACGACAACAGGGAGAUGUAUCGAUGAAAAUGAAUACAGCAGCAGUGCCUGGUCCAUCUUUCCCGGAAUUUGUGAAAUGGGUGCAACAAAUGGCAGGCGAGGACUCGGAGAAGUUUUGGCAAGAAACACUGGUCGAUGUGGACGCUGAGAGCAGUUCUUCGUUCCCAACUGUCCCAAUCGGCCAUCAGCCCUUGGCCCGGGAGAAGCACACCCAGAUUCUCUCUCAGCCUCAGAAGCCACAACAUUCAAACUCCAGCGUCACGGCGACAACACUGAUUCAAGCCGCCUGGUCCCUUGUUCUCGCUCUUUACGGCGGAACGACGGCUGCGACUUUCGGGGCGGUCCUAUCUGGUAGGGACACGCCGUUAUUGGGAAUUGAGCAGCUGGUUGGGCCAACCAUGGCUACGGUGCCCCGUCACCUACCAGUUCGCCGCGAACAAAGCAUUGCCGACUUUCUUAAUCACGUACAUAGGACUGCGCUUGCAAGCAUGGCUCACCAACACCUUGGGCUUGAUCGUAUCCAACGACUAGGGCCCGGUCCUAGAGCGGCUUGUGAUUUCAAGUCAGUUGUUGUCGUUCAACCUGCCGAAUUCUCAGUCUCGCUAUCCAAGGCACAGAAAGCCAUUGGGAUCUCCAUGAUUGACAAACCACACUCGGCUGUUUCUGAGGAUGGGUUUCACCCUUAUGCUCUCAAUGUCGAGUUCUCGCUCAUGGCAAACGAUUCCAUCGGUGUGGAAGUACGCUUCGAUCCGGACUGCGUGGACAGACACCGUGUACAAAAUAUGGUCCGCUCAUUCGAUGUUCUAUGCCGUAGGAUAGGACAAUCCAGCGUUGAUGAUACGAUUGCCAACAUCAUGUCAGUGCUUACAGACGAUUUCAGCUCAGAUUUGCCUCCACAUCCAUCCCUUCCCUCCGCUAAACAAUUUUCUCGUAUGGACGAUACAAUCACCCAUUUAGCAGCACAGAAACCAGACAGUCAAGCUAUAUUGGCCACAAAUAGCUCGCUGUCUUACCGGCAGCUUGAAACUCAAGCCAGUCAGCUUGCUUGCCAUCUCCUUGCAAGCAAGCACUUUCUCAAAGAUGAGGCUGCGGAAACCGACAGGAAGGAAAAAUUCAUUGCAAUCUGUAUGCCAAAAUGUCCGUUGGCUAUCGUAGCAAUGCUUGCCAUCUGGAAGGCUGGGGCGGCGUUCUUGCCCCUGAAUAUUUCUCACCCAACUUCGCGCUUGGCCAACCUUCUUUCACGAGCCAACACAACGCUUGUUAUCUGUACACGCAAAACGAGCUCAAUGUUUGAAGGCAUUGAGGGGGUCGAAACUUGGGCAAUCGAUGCAGAAUCGUUUCCACUUAGCUGUUCUGCUACGACGAAGAUUAAUCACGCCGUUUCACCGGCUGUCUGUGAAGACAGUGAUAACAAAUCCAUGCGACAAAAAUACCAACCUGAUGAUGCAGCGUAUCUUCUUUACACAUCUGGGACUACUGGAGAACCGAAAGGCGUUGUCAUCCAGCAUCAGGCUCUCUGUAGCGGCAUGGACGCACAGGCAACCGCGAUUCAAUGCGACUCAAACACACGAAUGCUUCAGUGCGCGAACUUCGCUUUCGACGCGUCCAUUUUGGAAAUCUUUGCCCCUUUAAGUGUUGGUGGAUGCGUCUGUUUGCCGAACGAAGCCGAACGUACGGGCGACUUGGCUGGUUUCAUUCGUCGACACGAAGUAAAUGCCUGCACUUUCACACCUUCUCUCCUACGUCUCCUAGACCCAACGGACCUGCCGUCCUUGCGGACCGUCAUCACGGGGGGCGAGCCCUUGAUGAGAGCAGAUGUUGAUGCUUGGCUCGGCGGACUUCAUGGAUACUCAAGGCGAAUGUACAACGUCUACGGAGUGACAGAAGCCUGCGUUGUUUCAGCUGCCAUGCCCUUGACUUUGAACACCAAUCCUCGAACGGUUGGCUAUCCGGUUGGGGCCUCAUUGUGGUUAAUCAGCCCCGUGUCCGGGACUUUCGCCCCGCCAGGUGCUGUUGGAGAACUGUACCUAGAAGGACCAGCUUUGGCGCGCGGGUAUUAUAAUGACGAGCCAAGAACAAGAGAAUCCUUCACCGACGGGUCAGAUUGGUUGAUUGCUAGUGUCAACGGACAUGAUGCGAAACGUCCCCUUCAAGAAAGCAGCUGCCAAAGGCGGGUUUACCGUACUGGUGAUCUGAUGUACAGCAACCAGGACGGAUCUUUGGUGUUUUUGGGAAGAAGAGAUGGACAAACCAAAAUCCGUGGUCAGCGUGUGGAGCCCGAUGAAGUUACCGAUAUGAUCCCUGUGACCCCUUUUGUCCCUGCCGACUGUCUAGUGGCCUUGAUUACCAGCUCUCAGCCGCUAAAGUGCGGUGAUACUGAAGAUCAUCCAGUUUACGAUGUAGAUGGUGUGGCAUGUUCUCUGGCACUACAUUCUGCCGCGGGUGCUUCUGUGAGCAACAAGCCGAUGCUUAACGAUAAGCAAAGUUCUGCUCUGGCUCUGGAAGCUGCAGCGCUGGAUGCUUUUUUGCGUCGACAUGUUCCCGAAGUCAUUGUCCCAAGGGCAUAUAUUGCCGUGAAUGAGUUGCCAGUCACUCCGUCGGGAAAGCUUGACAAUCGCUGGGUCAAUCGAUGCUUUGAGACGCUUACAGCCAACUACGGGCUGAUCUUCCGAGGUUCGGGUGUUGAUUCACGAGAAGAUGAGAAAAGCACAUUGCACCAUCUCACAGGAGAUGCAGGUCUUCUUCAGAAGUGCUGGGCAGAGGUGCUUGCUGUACAUCCUCCUUCUCUCAUUGGAGUUGAGACCGACUUUUUCCAUAUGGGAGGUAGUUCCGUCACCGCAAUUCGCUUGAUCGGCUUGCUACGCAAACAUGGAAGAUUGCUGAAAUACGAUGCUGCAAUGAUGUACUCGCGAUUGGGAGACAUGGCAGCCAAUUUGAUUAAGAUUCAAGAGCAUCGUCCACCGCAACAAAACGGCUCGGACAUUCGCAAUGUCACCACUUAUCCUUUUGAGCUGGUUGGAGAUAGAAUGCAUCUCGACUCCAUACUGAACGAUGUAUUGCCGCAUUAUGGUAUCGAUCGAGCUCAUGUGCAAGACGUUUACCCUUGCACUCCAAUACAGGAAGCCUUUAUGGCCAUGAGUGUCAUUCAUCAGGGAGCGUAUAUCUCUUUCCACACACUUGAGGUUCCCGCCCAAAAGUUUCCAAACUUCAAAACAGCAUGGCACUCACUCCACCAGCGCCACGAGCUGCUCCGAACUCGCAUUGUGCCCUGGAUCAACAGCGAGGAUGCUAAUCCCCUUCAGAGAUCGCUCAGCGCAGCCUUACAGGUUGUCAUUGCUCCCAAUUACGAAACCGAAGAUGUUUAUUGGGAACAGACCUCCGGUAUCGAAGACUUCGUCCGUGAUGUCAAAGAGGGUCAUAGAUACGGGGGGCGACUGGUUAGACUCGCCUGGAUGACACAGCCGGAGAAUAGUAGCAGCAAACGGGCUAAGUCAGCGAUCCGGGUGAUUGUUGCAGCCCACCAUGCCGUUUACGAUGGUUUCUCAUUGAACAUGCUCUGGAGAGACUUGGAAACUGAGAUGCAAACUCUCAAAAAACAGGUGUCCAGCAAUACAGACAAGGCGAGUGCCGCAGUGCUACCGACAAAAGCAGCGUUUAGUGCUUUUGUUCGUCACCUGUGCCGGCUUGAUCAGGUUGAAAUAUUGGCCUUCUGGAAAAAGGCCCUUCUUGGGGCCUCAGAUUGCACACAUUUCCCAGUGACAUUCUCUUCUUUAUCGUCAUCGGAUUCAAGUUCUAGAGAUCAGCCAACAGCUUCAUCCACGCUCACCGGUACAGCCAGUCUUGGCUCUGCUCUGUCCAAGCACCGUCUUGUUGAUUUAGUUCAUGGUGCCUGGGCUCUCACCAUCUCGCAGUACACCGCCAAUCCUGACGUCGUUUUUGGUGUUAUUUCAUCUGGCCGUGAGUCCAUCGCUGGGUUGUCUGAUUUGGACCCAGCAAUGCUGGCUGGGCCAACGAUGGCUUCUGCACCUUUCCGGUUACAGGUCGAUUAUUCGCAGCCUGUGAACGUUUACCUUGAUGAGCUACGGCACAAGUGGCUCGACCUGACGCGCUUUGCCCACAUUGGCAUCCAACGGAUUUCCCAAACGAGCUCAGAUGCCUGGCAUGCAUGUCGCUUUGAGAGCAUCCUUGUCGUACAACCCGAGUCCAACUAUUUAUCUUCAUCAUCUCUCGAGAGCGCUACCAAGGCUAUUGAUGGUACGGAGGGGCCUUUGGUCGACAUUGAGCCCUUAAACACGCCAGAUAUGUAUCCUCAUCCUCUAAUGAUAGAAUGCCUACAGCCGUCACUGAAUGGUAAUGGGGAUCAGGAGGUCACCAUUAAUAUGAGCUACGAUCCGCGCCUGGUCCAACACGCCUUCGCGCAGCAGAUGCUGCGUACGUUUACUACAAUUGUUGCUCAACUUGCCAAGUACAGCACGAUGGACUUCCCAUUGUACAAGUUACGGGGCUUGGCGAUCGAAGAUGAGUCUUUGCUUCUAGAGCGUGCGAGAAAGCAUAAGCUCGCCCCGGUCGAGUUAUGCAUUCAGGACUUGAUACACCAGCAAACAUGCUUACGCCCUGAUGAUACGGCAGUUGAUGCGUGGGACGGCAUUUUGACUUACGCCCAGCUCGCAAAAAUUUCUACACGCCUUGCGAACAACCUUAACAAGGCCCUCGGCGGGUGCCACGGUCGGGCAUUUCCCAUGCUGUGUCAUAAAUCUAAAUGGGCAAUCGUCGCUAUGCUAGCUAUUUGGAAAGCUGGCGGUUACCUAGUCCCUUUGGAUCCAUCUCAUCCUGUUCAGAGACUACGGCUCAUUGCAAAUACUGUGGCCGCUUCUACUGUACUUGUGUCCUCACACUGUCUCUCCACCGCACGAGAGUUGGGUUAUGACUAUGUCAUAAUUGACGCUGAAGCAAGCAUACAGGAUGAAGACAAGGAAUACCAAGAGGAAGCAAGUAAAGAGGAAGCAGCGUCAGGAUAUUCCUGUCCUUCAGAUCUCGUUUACGUCUUGUUCACAUCAGGCAGCACUGGAACUCCCAAAGGAGUAAUGGUCGAACACAGAUCGCUGAGCACAUCACUCGUUGCACUAGGGACUAGUCACAACAUGAGUCCUGCCACACGCACGAUGCAGUUUGCCUCGUAUACUUUUGACGCUAUGCUAGUCGAGAUCUGGAGUACUUUAGCAUUUGGCGGAUGUGUAUGCGUGCCAUCGGACCAACAACGGAUGAAUGACAUCACUGGCUUCAUUGUCGAUGCACAGGUCAACCACCUAUUCUGCACGCCGUCUCUUUCACGAAUGAUUCCCCCAGAAGCAGUUGUACCGUUGCCUCUCGAAAAGCUUAGCCUGGGAGGUGAGGCAAUGUCAAAAGGAGAUGCGGACCGAUGGUGUUCCUAUAGUGUCUGGCUGUCCAACGGCUACGGACCUAGUGAAGCUUGCAUCGCAUCGGCGGUGCAAGUCAUGACUCCUACCACUCCACCUGGCACCGUGGGCUUUCCUCUAGACAGUUGCAGACUCUGGGUCGUAAACCCUCUCAAACAAAACCAAGAUCCUGAUCAUUACGAGCUCGCACCUGUCGGCGCAAUUGGGGAGUUGUACAUCGAAGGUGUUAAUGUGGCUAGGGGAUAUGUUGGCGAUGAUAUCAAGACGGCCGCAGCCUUUUUGGAACGGCCACCCUGGCUUGAACGUUCCGGCGCAAUUGGAACGGGUCCUGAUGAAGAAUAUAGAGUGUUCCGUACUGGUGACCUAGUGUCUUACAAUCUCGACGGGAGCUUGCGCUUCAUUGGUCGCAGAGAUGCGCAGGUCAAAUUACGAGGCCAGAGAGUUGAGCUUAGCGAGAUCGAGGAGGUUAUCCGUCAGCGCAUCCAAUCGUCCAUCACAGUGGCCGUCAGAGUUUUCAAACUUGCCAGUCGCGGUGGUAGUAGGGGAGACGAUGGCACAACAUCGAUGUUGCUAGUCGCCUUUGGCGUUGGCACAAACUCAAAAGAUGAUGCCCGCCAAGGUGAUGAGGGCCGCAAGGACACAGAGACGUUUGUUGUUGACGACCCAGACAUUUUGCUGAAUAUGCGCAAAAUUACCACUAAGCUCCAACAAGAAAUCCGCGCAGUUUUACCAGCGUACAUGAUACCUGAUGGCUACGUGCCGCUUCAGUCAUUACCUUUCAACAGCUCAGGUAAGCUGGAUGAAAAGAUACUGCGGGAACGCAUCGAGUCGCUUAGCCCCGACAAUAUCGCCUCUUUCUCAACUCCGGAUCUCGCCUCGUACAUCGUGGAGCCAGAGAACAAAACUCUAUCAAAUCAAGAAAUGCUCCUUGGUAGUCUUUGGACGCGUGUGCUCAACGCUGAUCAGAUUUCAGAACGCACAUCCAGUCCUUCCAACGAUAUUCGAGGAGGAGACAACUUCUUCAAAAUGGGUGGUGACUCGAUUAUGGCUAUGCGGUUGGUGGCAUUGGCUCGGCAGUAUGACCAAAGACUCACUUGGCGGGAUAUUGUAACCAAUCCCACACUUUCCUCUAUGGCUCGGGCCAUGAAGAACACCAAGAUGGAAAAUGAGGACAUGUCAGUGGUGAAUGAUGAGGAGGAGUACAAAUGGAAGGCCGAGGCGUUCAAAGCCGCGCAAGACGCAGGAUGCCUCCCGCCUGGGGUGGCCAUUGGCGACCUUCUUCCUGCGACACCCAUUCAGGAGCACUUCAUGAAUGCCACCUUAUCAUUUCCCGGGGCACACGUUUCAAGCCUAAUCUUCACCGUCGACCCUAACCUGGAUAUCUCUCGGUUGCAGUCGGCUUUUGAUCGUUGUGCGGUCUGGUUUCCGAUUCUCCGCACCCGCCUCGUCAAGGUCCCUAAAUCAAUCUCCAAUAACCUUGCGCAUGACAGUGUGCCCGAUGAGAUGAUCCAGGUCCCUGUCCCAGAAUCGCCCGCCUGGAAUUUCGCGCAUGGCUCUUUGGAAGAAGCAUUGGAAGUUGAGACUAGAGCCUCGUCUGGCCUGGGGCAAGCCCUCUCACGAUUCUGCGUGGUGGUAGGGGCCCAAGAGACUGAUCCAUCUGGAACGCGCCCCACGCAUCUAAUUUGGACGCAACAUCACUCUUGUUAUGAUGGAUGGAGCGUUCGUGCGCUUCUAGAGCACGUGUCAAAAGCCUACUCUGAUGAGACAUACAAGCCGCCAGCGGGCCUACUCCCUUUUUCCCGGUUUGCCUCUCAUGUUCACAAACUCAACCAGUCGACAGCAGCGCUAAGUUUCUGGUCUUCGUACCUCAAAGGCGCCAAAGCUUCGUCCCUCUUCAACUAUGACAGUGUUCCUGACCCUCGUAGGUCACAGUCUAUGAAGCGCAAACUCCCGCUGCCCCUGUACGAGGCGGAGGGGAGCUCCGUGACAACCGCAACGCUCAUCGCCGCGGCCUGGGCCAAGGUGGUUGGUCGUCUAUCUUCCUCGCCGAGAGAUGUUACGCUGGGCUACACGCUCAGCGGGCGAGCAGGAUCGAUGGUGGGGUUGGAGGACACUAUUGGCCCAUUAUUGAAUAAGGUGCCGCUGCGAAUUCGAGUUCCAGAGGAGUCAGGCGAUGCUGAUGAGCCGACUCUGCUGGCUCUUGUUGAAGAGACGCACAAGUCUCUAUUGCGGAUUUCAGAUCGUGCAGACUGUCCUCGAAGCCAUCAUGGUCACUUCGUCGAGGUUCUAACGAAGUUACCCAUGGAUCUUAUUGUGCAUCCACGGGGCACAUCUGGUGGUGUAGAUCUGCUACCUGGGGCUUCUAUUGGGUUACGGGCCUCUGGAGCUCGCCUUUCAGCUCCCGCACCUGGAUCUUUUUGUGUUGAGGUCAGCAUCCUAGACAGGGGGCUUGAGGUUCUCGCUUUGUGGGAUGAACGGGGUGCUAGAAGAGAACAGGUAGAGGAUGCAGUAGAAAGCUUUGCAGUCCUCGUUAGGAAAGGGCUAUAA
Messenger RNA from Colletotrichum truncatum, 14889 nucleotides. Lineage: Eukaryota; Fungi; Ascomycota; Sordariomycetes; Glomerellales; Glomerellaceae. The record is from RefSeq and is a predicted model, not a curated record.